GUCUCAUUGGCCGCGCCCAGAGGCGGCCCUGUCAACCCAACCAUGUCCAUUCUUUCCGCCUUACUAAAUCUCUCCCCCAAGCUGAUCCCGACCCGUCACCUCUACACUACUCACACAACUCCUCCAACGAGAGAGACUCUUCUUUUUCCAUCCUCUCCGUCUGGUGUCGACCUCGCCCCGAAAGGUCAUUCUUCACCAUCGACUCCCUUCCUUUUCCUCUUCUUCCAUCCUCUUCGCCACCGCUUAUUCUCCCCCUCCCACAGCCUUGGCUGGGUAGGAAUUGGUCUAUUCUCCUUCCUUCCAGUCUCCCAUCAUAUUCCCCAUCGCCGCGCAUCGCAGAAGGGGGAAAAAAAAAAGUACCAUCCUCGUUCGCGAUACUUCCCGGCGCAUCAUCCAUCGCCCUUCGAUAUAUCCUCCGACCGUCCUUUCGACGACCGACCGCCCGCUCUUCCAUGUCUCUCUCUAUUUAAUCUCGUACUUGUUCCCUCUGACCUCAACGCACGCGUCAGACGCGCCCCCUUUGUCCGGCACCACACACAGUCGCGUGCCUUACCCUUGACCUAAACCUAUCUCCUCGUAUCCACAGCCGCCGUCAUGUCGAACUUCGGAGGGUUCGGCAGCGGUAACGGCUUCGGCAGCAACACCAACAAUACCCCUAACAACACCUUUGGCAGCUUCGGGGCCAACAACACCGCGAGUAACCCAGGCUUCGGCGCAAAUAACAACCCUGGUGGCUUUGGUGCCCCCAGCAACACCACCGGGGGCGGCCUCUUCGGCUCUGGAAACACAUCGGCGUUCGGCAGUAACACCGGCGGAUUUGGAUCGGCCAGCAACACCGGCGCCUUCGGCUCGAAGCCUGCCUUCAGCGGCACGGCCACGACCGGCGGCCUAUUUGGUGCCUCUACUACUGCAACCUCGGGCGCAUUUGGUAGUUUCGGCUCCAACAAUACCACCUCGGCGCCCAGUCCUUUCGGCGGCGGUGGCACUAGCGGCUCUAUCUUCGGAAGUAACAACAACAGCAACAAACCUGCCUUUGGGUCGUCGAACACGGGCACGACUGGGGGACUAUUUGGAGGCACCUCCAACAACAACAACACCACUGCUUCGACGAACUUUGGCAGCUUCGGCGGCGCGGCGAAUGCCCCUACUAGCACGGCCUUGGGACCCGUGGGCGAUCCCCCCGGUACCGGCGCCAUCACGAAUUUCCAGCCUCUGGUAGAGAAGGAGAGUGCUGCUACUAACGCGCAAAACUCCUUCCAAAACAUCUUGUUCCAGGACCCUUACAAGAAGUGGUCCGCUGAAGAGUUAAGAUUAGCUGACUACGCUAGUGGUCGCCGUUUCGGGGGCACGUCUGGCACUGGAACUUUUGGUGUUGGUUCGAAUUUCGGCGGGUUCGGCUCGGGCAAUCAGACGUCGAAUGCGUUCGGCGGCUCGAAUCCGACAAACACGACUGCCGGAGGCGGGCUGUUCGGCAAUGCUUCGUCUAACACCUUUGGCCAGAACAACUCCAACACCGCCGGUGGGUUCGGUUCUGGUUCCACCGGCGGUGGCGGUUUAUUUGGAAGCAAGCCAGCAACUACUGGCGGGGUAUUUGGCAGUACCACGACGACUCAGCCAGCGCAGGCCGGUGGCUUGUUCGGAUCCGGAGGCGGUGGCUUUGGUAAUGCCGGGAACGCUAACUCUGGUUUCGGAUCAACCGGCGCCAACACGGGGAGCUCGUUAUUUGGGAACACAAACCAACAGAAACCGGGCUUCAGCUUCGGCAACACGAAUAGCAAUGCUGCUGGUAGCACCUUCGGCAGCAAUGCCGGCGGUUUUGGUGGCAGCGCCCCCUCCGGCGGCGGCCUCUUCGGGAGCAACACUAACGCUACCCAGAACCCUGGCGGCGGUCUGUUUGGAAACGCAAACCAGCAGAACACUAGCAACGCGUUUGGCGGCGGCGGCGGCGGCUUCGGCGCCCAGAACCAAGCACAGACUGGUUCUUUGUUCGGCGGCAAUCAGCAAAAGCCGGCAGGCACAAAUGCGUUCGGAACCAAUACCAACACCGGCGGAACUGGAGGUGGUCUAUUUGGUCCCUCGAGCAACACUACGAGCGCCUUUGGUCAGCCGAACAACAACCAAGCUGCAACUGGCAUCUUUGGUAACAAACCGGCCACCGGUCUGGGGAUGUUCGGUAACGCCGGCACAGCCCAGAAUACCAAUAACGGCAACAGCUUGUUCGGUGGUCUAGGCCAGUCUAACCAGAACCAACAGCAGCCGCAGCAAGGCGGCGGCUUGUUCGGUUCUCUGGGCCAGAACCAACCGCAGAAGCCCUCUAUGUUUGGGAGCACUACGCAACCGAGUGGCGGUGGCUUAUUCGGCGCGAACCAGAACAACCAGCCGCAGGGUUCACUGUUUGGAUCGUCGACCGCGCAGCAGCAGCCGCAAAACACUCUAGGGGGUUCUUUCUUCGGAAACUCGCAAGCCAACCAGUCUACAGCGUCCCUGACUGCGAGCAUUAAUGACCCGUCGGCGUACGGCUCUCUGUUUGCUAACCUCGGCAGAAAUGAGAUCGCCGACCCAGGUCCUCUUGCGACGCCGACGGGCAAGAAGCAGUCGAGACGGCCCUCUAUUCUCCCCUACUAUAAGCUCAAUCCGGCGUCUGCCACUCGGCUUAUAACGCCGCAGAAACGCGGAUUCGGCUUCUCUUACAGCACCUACGGUACCCCGAACAGUCCUGCGAGCUCGGCUAGCACUCCAGGUACACUGUCACAGAGCCUUAUGGGCGGAAGCUUGUCUCGGAGUACCGGCAGUUCUCUUGCCAAGAGCGUCUCGUCGAGCAACCUUCGACGGACCUUCAAUGUUGAGGAUAGUCUUUUGGCCCCGGGCGCCUUUUCCGCUAGCUCCGGUUCGAGGCUCUACGGCAAUAACAGUGUCAAGAAACUCGUUAUUAACAAAGACUUGCGCAGCGAUUUGUUCUCAACCCCUACGAAGGACAAACUCUUGCCCGACACCCCGAACAGCUCCCGGAAGCUAACAAAGCGCGUCAGCUUCGAUACCAGCAACGUCGACGCGAAUGGAUGCGGGGAGCCUGCAAACGGCACAGCCAACUCCACCCCCAGCGCGGAACAGCUUGGCUACGUUCGGCCGAAGAACGCUGGUGUUAAUGGAUCCAAGUCAAAUUCUUCGUCCGCCCCUGAAGUCGAGCAAGUGAAGGGUAAAGAGUUGGCAGUCGUGCACGAAGAGGAGACGGCGUCACCGCAACCUCAGAGCUCGGCAGCCACUCCGACCGACGGAGAGCCUGGUGACUAUUGGAUGUCCCCAACCAAGGAGCAGAUCCAGGAUAUGAACAGAGUCCAGCGGCAGAAGGUAUCCGAUUUUACGGUGGGACGCGAAAACGUCGGCUUCGUCAAAUUCAAGGUGCCUGUCGACUUAACCUCGGUCGAUAUUGAUAACAUCUUUGACAACAUCGUCAUCCUAAUCCCUCGAACCGCCACCGUAUACCCCAACGCCGCGAAGAAGCCACCGGUCGGAAAAGGCUUGAACGUCCCCGCCUUAAUCAACCUCGAGAACUCGUGGCCUCGUGCUUCGAGGAAGGGGAAGUCAAUCUCGUUAGGAAAACACGUCGAGCGCCUCAAGAGAAUUCCGGACACUAAGCUGGAGAAUUAUAACGCGGAAACUGGCGAGUGGACCUUCUCCGUCGAGCAUUUUACAACAUACGGCCUCGAUGACUCGGAUGAAGACGAAGUUACUGAGCCUGGCCCCCCCAGGGGCCUUCCCGUCUUCACCUCGAACGAGGAUGAGCCAGCAAUUCUAUCGGUCGACGCAGGAAACGCCGCCCCUACUGACCAGGAUGCGUCUGAAAGUAAGCCGAUCUAUCCGGCUCUUCCUGGCUCGUUCGACGGCGGUAAUUCUUAUGUUGACGACAAGGCGAGCAUAACUGAAGUUGCGAGAGCUCAGCCGUCUUUUUUAGCUAAUCGCUCCACGGGUUCUACGUCCAAUGCUCUUGUCCCUAUGGAACAAGACAAUACGGACGACGAAUAUGCGAUGUCCGAGGCCGAAGAUGCGAGUGCUUCCCUCAGACGCCAUCUCGCCGUGGAGCAGGAAGAUAGCUCACUCGACGGAUCCCAGCCAGAUGCUGUACCGGAGACCCCCGCGGGUAUCAUGAGAGCCCGGAUGCGAGCCAUUAAAGGGACAGCGACGCCCAUGAAAGUUCAGGUCGCGUCCGGAGACGACUGGAUGGAUAUGCUUAGCAAGACAAUCAGCCCCCAAAAACGGGAUAGGGCACGCUUGAAAAGCAUUAAUGACACCGACAAUUACCGAGCGACGAACGAGUCCGCUCCAGAGAAGUCCCCAACGAAGAAACGCGCCGUAUCGGAUGCCAGAGGCUUUGCCACGAGUAUCGAUCUAAUGAAUUCGCUAUUUGAGAAGGCGAGGGCCCCGGCUGAGUAUCUCCAGGCCUCGGUUCGGCCAAAAGGCGUCAAGUGGCCAUAUAAGCGAGUUACGAAGCACCUCGAUGAAAGUGAGAUGGAUGACAAGGACCGAACUUGGCAUGACACCAUGCGACCCAGCUGGGGUCCAAGCGGCACGCUCGUCUUCUCCGCUAUCCCCAGCAACUCACUAUUUGGAAGGUCGAGUCGCGUCUCCGAAAGAAACGGUUUGAUGACUGUGCUUAAAGGUGGUAUCGUCUCGGAGUCCCAGGAUAUUCGGAUCGCCAAGUUCGCGAACGAGAUGUCGGCCAAAGCCAUCGAUGCUCACACGAAACUGGUGCAGAUUUAUCUGGAGGGUAACAUUCCGGCUGUGAGAUUGAACCCGAAGACGACUAUGAAGGAAUUUUCGCUCCGGAGUGGCGGUAAAAAUUCGGCCGAAGAGCACGAGAGACUGGUCUGGGAACUCGCAAGUGUGCUAUUCGACAACCUGAAGAUUCCCGCGGAGCUGCAGAGCGACCCUUACGCUCAAGAGAAGCUUCGCCGCGAGAAUUUGUCCCGAUUCUGGGAACAAAUGGUGGAGGAGCAAACCAACAAGGCGAUUGCUAUGGCUGGGUCGAGCGAGGAGAAAACUUUGGCCUCCCUUUCUGGCCACCGGGUGGCUGAAGCCUGCAAACACCUUCUCGACGGGAGGAAUUUUCGGCUGGCCACGCUGGUUGCUCUCAUCGGGACAAACGACGAUGUCAAGAAGGACGUGAAGGACCAGAUGAAAGAAUGGCAGGGUGCAAAUGUCCUCUCCGAAUAUUCCGAGCCGAUUCGCGCGCUCUACGAAAUGCUCAGCGGAAACGUAUGCGUCUGCGACGGGACUAAGGGCGCGCUAGAGAAUCGCGCCGGAUCGUUCCUCAUUUCGCAGAGGUUUGGUCUUAACUGGCAGCAAGCCUUCGGGCUAAGGCUCUGGUACGGAAUUUCUACGGCAGAUGGCAUUGCGGAUGCAGUCGAACGAUAUAAGGAGGAUGUGAAGCAGGAUAGAGAACUACCGCCUUCUACCUGGUUCGCGGAGCACGGCAUCAAGAGUAUCUGGAACGAUCCGAAUCAGGAUCAACGGGAAGACUUGCUCUGGGGUUUAUUACGGUUGUAUUCUCACGACCAGGUGGACCUGGAAGCUGUAUUGCGGCCGGAAAACUCGCAGCUCUCCCCUUUGGACUACCGACUAUGCUGGCAGUUAGGACAAGCAUUAACUUCCACUGGUCGGGUCUCUUUCGGCAAGGACGCGGCCGAAAAGGCCGACGCCGCCACGGCCUCCUUUGCUGCUCAGCUGACGAAUGAGGGCAGCUGGCUUGAGGCUACCUUCGUUUGGCUGCAUCUCACCGACCCCGAUGCGCGCUCUAAAAUCAUCCAAGAUCAUCUCUGCAGACAUGCCGACCAGAUCGGAAGCGAGGAUUCGAGCAGCUUCAAGAAACUCGCCGUGGACUUUAAGAUCCCAAAGCGGUGGAUCUGGCAUGCGAAGGCGCUGUUUAUGCGAGGCGUCAAGAAGGAUUCUACCGCCGAGGUGCAAUGCCUGCUUCAGGCAGAAUCGUGGGCCGAAGCUCACCGGACUUUCAUCAAAGAGGUGGCCCCGACCACCAUCAUCGAGCGCGACUAUGAUGCUCUAGCGGAUCUUCUCCAGCGAUUUGAGGGUCAUCAUUCGCAAGUUCCCGAAUGGAACGUCGGCGGCGAGGUCUACAAGGCGUUCCUCCAGUUGAUGGGCUAUCUCCGACGGAGCGAACACCCGCCGCCUAGUCUGGUCAACGCGCUCCUUGAAGGUUUGCCGGCCAUGCAUGGCAAUGCACCUGAAGCUGGUAUCACGGAGUAUGCUGCCUUGACAGACAUGGCGGCAGAAGUUGCCAAGGUAGUAACUGGGAUGGCGAAGGCAGGAGAGAUGGAACACGAGCGUAUCUUACACCUGCCUCUGACCGAGGAUGUCUUGCUGAAGCACUCACGAGACCUCGCGUGGUCGCACUAUUCUACCGUGAUGGCGGGCUAUUAAGAAAGAGGAAGAAACUCAGGACGCUCCUAUAGGAUGGCGCAGCCUUGAAUAAUUUGUGAAGAGACCCUGCUGUACGAAGAAAGAGAGAGAAGGAGAUGGCACUCGCCUCUACGAUGGAUAGGAGGCAUACAUGUAGUAGCUGGAUUGAUUUACUCCCCGCAUACGCUCAAGCCCUACACCCACACCCCCCAAAUACACAUGCAUAACACACAUACCCUUUUCGGUGGGAAGGGAUUCCGGCGUGAAGGGAGAAGCAAGGAAGAGGGAAGGUUCCGAGAUCAAGAUUGAUUCGUCAUUGCGAUCCCGGCAUUCUACUUUUCGGUCGAGGAUGACGACCGGUCGGAAGCGUCCACGGGAUACGACCGAAGGGAGAAAGCCUUGGAUGAGGUCUCGCUAAGAAGGAAGAGAAGGAAAAGGGGACGACACGGUUACGAUGGCCGCGGAGGUGAACGUGAAAAGGAGAAACGCGACGGAGUGGAUGG
Molecule: messenger RNA, 6914 nt
Organism: Durotheca rogersii
Lineage: Eukaryota; Fungi; Ascomycota; Sordariomycetes; Xylariales; Xylariaceae
Product: nuclear protein 96-domain-containing protein
Exons: 6
Coding region: 595-6432 (1945 amino acids)
Biological process (GO): post-transcriptional tethering of RNA polymerase II gene DNA at nuclear periphery; protein import into nucleus; RNA export from nucleus
Cellular component (GO): nuclear pore; nuclear pore cytoplasmic filaments
Molecular function (GO): structural constituent of nuclear pore
Source: RefSeq, a predicted model, not a curated record